AUGAGAGAUCCAAAUACAUCGAGGUCUCGUGGUUUUGGGUUUUUGACAUUUGUAGAUCCAAGCGUCGUCAAUACCGUAUUGGUUAAGGAACAUCAGCUGGAUGGUAAAAUUGUAAGUGGUCAACUGAGAUAUUUAGAUUUUAUAAUUGAUCCAAAGCGUGCUAUUCCUCGCGAAGAACAAGAAAAAACCGAAAAAAUCUUUGUAGGAGGCAUCGCACCUGAAGUUACUGAGGAAGAGUUUAAGGAAUAUUUUUCGCAAUUUGGUCAUGUCAUCGAUGCUACUCUCAUGGUUGAUCGUGACACUGGCAGACCUCGUGGAUUUGGUUUUAUCACAUUUGAUUCUUCUGAACCUGUAGAAAAAGCGAUGAACCGACAGGAUUUGGAAAUCCGUGCUUCUGCAUUAGGUGGUCCAAGUUCUAGCAGUCGUCUUGGGGGUGGAUAUCGCCAUUCCCCCGGACGUGAUGACGGUUACGGUCGAGAUCAUCACCAUCAUCAUGGUUCUCCUAUGUACGGCAGUCGAGGUGGUAACUCACGAAGCGGUCCUACACGUUCUUAUUCGUCGAUGAAUGCAGGUGGUACUGGUGCGCUGUAUAGCAGUCAUAACGUUCGAGGACAACACAAUUAUCACCCUUAUGCUCGGUGA
Molecule: messenger RNA, 642 nt
Organism: Racocetra fulgida
Lineage: Eukaryota; Fungi; Glomeromycota; Glomeromycetes; Diversisporales; Gigasporaceae
Source: the annotation of a GenBank genome assembly